Messenger RNA from Diversispora eburnea, 212 nucleotides. The record is from the annotation of a GenBank genome assembly. NCBI's taxonomy places the organism in Eukaryota, Fungi, Glomeromycota, Glomeromycetes, Diversisporales, Diversisporaceae.
GAAAAACUAUGACUAAUUUUAGAUCAACUGUGAAUUUAGUUUUGCAAAAAUUAAACAUUCUGUUAACAUUAUUCUAUUCAAUAUUCCAACAAGCGUAUCAUGUAGCUUAUAAAAAACUUGAAAAUCAUGUAUUACAGCAUCCUGCACGUUCUUUAUUUAAAGCUGUACAAAUUUUCGAUUCACAAUUUUUAACUUUAACAGCUGCUAAUUGA